This is a messenger RNA of Adineta steineri, 597 nucleotides long. NCBI's taxonomy places the organism in Eukaryota, Metazoa, Rotifera, Eurotatoria, Adinetida, Adinetidae. The record is from the annotation of a GenBank genome assembly.
AUGGGAAAUCUAUUUCGAAAACCUAAUGUAGUUUAUAAAACUUUAACUGAAGAACUUCUUAUACAUUGUCGUACUAUAACUGGUUUUAGUGAUGAAGAAAUUAAUGCUGAACAUACAAAGUUUUUCUCUGUAACUAUUGAUGGUCGUUUAAGAAAAUCUCAAAUGGAAAUAUUAUUAGGUGAUUAUUUACCAAUGACAAAACGUAAAAAUUCCAAAUAUUUAACUGAUUGUGUUUUUUCGGCAAUUGAUACAAAUAAUGAUGGUUAUAUUGAUUUUCUUGAAUAUUUAAUGAGUAUAAAAUUCUUUCAAACUGAAUCACCAGUUGAAAAAGCUGAUUUUGUAUUUCGUAUUAUCGAUAAAAAUGGUGAUAAUCAUGUUACACAAAAAGAACUUGAACGUAUACUUAAAUGCUUACAAGGUUAUCACCAAUCAUUAGCAAAUAUUAAUAUUACAGAUCUUAUUAAUGAUGGUCCUAAACCAGCAGCUAAUGCAAUUGUUGAAAAAUUAGAUGAAGAUAAAUCAGGUGUUAUCAAUGUAUCAGAGUUUGUUGAUGCUUGGCUUAAAGAUGAAACUAUUCGAGCUUUAUUUACUUUCUAA